AUUAUGCUUAGCUACAAAUUAUCGGUUUCCUUACACUCGCGCUUCUAUUUUUCACUUCAUAAGUUUGAGAGAAAAUCUCUCCCCGCCCAAAUAACCGUUUCAGGACAGUGAGUGGGAGGAAGGCUAUACACACAACUCCCAUAUGUAUGUAUCCAUAGACAGUGAAAAUGAAGAAGACAAUGGAAGGUGACGGUAUAGGUAAAGGUGGCGAGGGAAAACUCAUACUCUCUGCAUUUCUCUCCGUGCUCUGUUUCCUGCUCGUUGGAUCAGCGAUCAUCGUUGCCUCCAUCAGAGUCUCCGCUCUGAAAGAGAGCUUCGGCUCACUCAUACUGAUAGCUCCAGACCAGUACACGCCGGAACGCAACAUCAACAAUUACUUCUCCGUCCCGAUCCUGGAGUUGCAGACGAAGGUGGAGGGCGCAGGAAGCAGCUCUCUGUAUGAUCCAGCUCGAUCAGUUUCUGUCGUGGCGAAUUUGAUCAGCAGAAACGUUUCGAGACCUAUUGAAUCGCCUCCACGGAAACGAACAGCCAGUAAACCGCAGAAGGCGGAGGAAGGACUGGCAAGAGCACGAGAUGCGAUUAGGAAAGCAGCUUCAACUCGGAACCUCUCCAGUAGGACGGUCACCGGCGGUAUAUACCGUAAUCCCCAAGCAUUUCACCGGAGUUACCUGGAGAUGGAGAAGAGGUUCAAGGUAUUUGUAUACAAAGAAGGGGAUUUGCCAAUAGUGCAUGACGGGCCGUGCAAGAAUAUCUAUGCGAGUGAGGGAAGAUUUAUUAGUGAGAUGGAGCACGGGAGGAACAAGUUUAGGACGAGCAAUCCAUAUUCAGCACACGUCUAUUUCAUGCCUUUUAGUGUCACUUGGAUGGUCAAAUACCUUUACAAGCCUCUCACUUAUGAUGUUUCACCUCUUCAACAAUUCGUGUCAGAUUACGUUAGAGUCAUCUCCACCAAGCACCCUUUCUGGAAUCGAACUCAGGGUGCUGAUCAUUUCAUGCUCUCUUGCCAUGAUUGGGGUCCACAUGCAUCAAAAGGCAAUGCGAAUGUGUACAACAACUCUAUCAGGGUCUUAUGUAAUGCCAAUUCCUCAGAAGGGUUCAACCCACAAAAAGACGUUAGCCUACCAGAGAUCCAUCUUUAUACUGGAAACAUAUCACCCAAACUCAACCCUCUACCAACAGACCUCAAUCAUCACAUCCAAAGGCCCCACCUAGCCUUCUUUGCGGGUGGCCUCCACGGCCCCAUACGUCCAAUCCUCCUCCACUAUUGGAAAAAUCACCCUGACCCAGAAAUACAAGUCUAUGAAUACCUACCCAAGCACCUAGACUACUACACCUUGAUGUUACAAUCAAAGUUCUGUUUGUGUCCUAGUGGGCACGAAGUGGCCAGCCCAAGAGUAGUGGAGGCCAUUUACGCUGAAUGCAUCCCCGUCAUACUCUCACGUAACUAUGUCCUUCCCUUCAGUGAUGUGCUUAAUUGGGAUGCUUUCUCUCUACAUGUUGAGGUUUCAGAGAUCCCUAGGUUGAAGGAGAUAUUGUUGGGUGUAUCAGAAAGGGAGUAUUUGAGGCUUAAAGAAGGAGUUAAAGCUGUGAGGGUGCAUUUCGUGUUUAACAAGCCUGCUCAAAGGAUAAUUUGAUACGCCCCCUGCAAGAUGGCGGCUCAUGCUUUAUAUGUUAGUGUUUGUUUUCAUACGCCCCCGCAAGAUAGUGACUUGUGAGAGCAUACCAAUCUUGUACCCUGUGUGCUUGUUGUUCAGACUUAUAUGCAUCUAAUUGCUCGUUAGAAAUUUAAUCAGCUCUAAUACCAUAUUAGGAUUUGAGCUUUCAUCAGUAAAAAUCAACCUGAUAGAGGAAUAAUUUGAAUUUUAUAUUAGUUUUUGUUUUUAAGACAGCCAAUGUGGGAUAACUUAAUAUUAUAUAUGACCACAUUAGACUUAUUGUAAACAUUGAGCUUUGUAUGGUGUUUUUCCGUGAUACAAUCUAAUUUACAGUUCUGUCGAAAA
Cuscuta epithymum is the source of this 2000-nucleotide messenger RNA. The record is from the annotation of a GenBank genome assembly. NCBI's taxonomy places the organism in Eukaryota, Viridiplantae, Streptophyta, Magnoliopsida, Solanales, Convolvulaceae.